AUGGCCGCGUCGAGCAACACGUUGGAAGCCUUGACGUCGUCGUUCACCACCUGGGCAGAGACGCUCGGUGCUGGGGUGCACCUUGAUGACCGCAGUUCUGAAGCCACCCUAGCCGACCAUGGCCGAUGUGAAUCCCGCCUCAUGGCCUCCAUCUGCGCCCGCGACUGCUGCAUGGCGUCCUUGCCGCCAAAGCCAGGCUGCUGGACAAUGGCGUCGUCGUCACCUCAGCCAGGAAGCCAGUUUUUGCAAAAAAAAAAUGACUAUUUGUCAAUUCUCCAAAAACGCAGAAUUAUGCAAAAGCAAUAUGGUGAAACGGCUGUGGUGGGUUUCUGUUCGACGCGAAUUGCUUGGUACAAUGGCUUCAUGCAAUACUGUCCAUUAUGCAACCAGGUUGCAGCUAGGGUAAAAUCGGAUGAUGAAAAAGACGAGUGGUUUGUGGUGAAGGUCAUACAUUUCGAUAAGGAAACAAAAGAAUUUGAAGUACUGGAUGAGGAGCCUGGUGAUGAUGAAGAGAGUGCCCAAAAGUUUGAGAGGAAAUACAAGUUGCCUAUGUCAUAUAUUAUUCCAUUUCCAAAGAAAGGAGAUCCGUCUAGUGCUCAGGAUUUUGGACAGGGUCGGCAAGUCUUAGCUGUUUAUCCUGGCACAACAGCAUUAUAUAGGGCUACCGUAGCCUCUCAACGUAAGGUGUUCUGUUAUGUACCAUAGAUGGACAAAUAAGGGCUCUUAGCAGUGUUCCCGAUACAAGACAUGGUAGCUGUUACCUCUGUCAAGAUGGGUAAAGCGUCUCAACUCUCCUGGUGGAGAGCCCGCAUAUUAUAUAUUCAUAGGAUGGGGCUUAUCCCAUAAAUGCAUACACUUGAUUGUUACAAUUGUGCGUAGCACGUUGAGAGUAAGAGAGAUACACGGAGGUUUACAAGAGAGUUAAAGAAGAGAGUUACAGGCAUCAACUUCUAAUAAACCAUGUACGUUUAAUCUUGAUCUUUAACUAGACAUCCAUAACAUCCGCCAUAAGAUAUCCAUAACAGCCGCCAUAAUAUAUCUUUAACA
This is a messenger RNA of Triticum urartu, 1047 nucleotides long. The record is from RefSeq and is a predicted model, not a curated record. Lineage: Eukaryota; Viridiplantae; Streptophyta; Magnoliopsida; Poales; Poaceae.